Anopheles arabiensis is the source of this 2343-nucleotide messenger RNA. RefSeq names its product splicing factor U2AF 50 kDa subunit (gene U2af50). Gene Ontology annotation, cellular component: nucleus; commitment complex; nuclear speck. The record is from RefSeq and is a predicted model, not a curated record. Gene Ontology annotation, molecular function: poly-pyrimidine tract binding; pre-mRNA 3'-splice site binding. NCBI's taxonomy places the organism in Eukaryota, Metazoa, Arthropoda, Insecta, Diptera, Culicidae. Bases 166 to 1509 code for a protein of 447 amino acids. Gene Ontology annotation, biological process: mRNA processing. The transcript has 6 exons.
CUUUUCUGGCGUUGUCCUCUUCUCCAAAACGGUGUCAAAUACCGUGUUGUUGCCGCUUUUUCCCAAGCACGGAAAAGAAAAGUUUUGCAUCGAAAAAGUGAUCAAAAACGGCAGAAACCAUCACUCAUCGGCGAGAAAAUCGUUCAACCGAUCACAAUAGAUAGAAUGUCCGAUCGUGAUCGAGAAUAUCGUGGUGGCGGAGGAGGAGGAGGAGGUCGUGGUGGUGGCGGAGGAGGCGGUGGCGGCGGCGGUGGUGGUGGUGGACGCCAUCGUUCACGGUCCCGCGAGCGUCGUCGCAGCCGGUCCCGGAGCAGGGGAGAACGGAGAAGAUCGUCCCGGUCCCGCUCGCCGUACCGGAAGCACCGUUCCCGUAGGCGCAAGCCGUCCCUGUACUGGGAUGUUCCACCGCCCGGUUUCGAGCACAUUACGCCGCUACAGUACAAGGCGAUGCAGGCGGCGGGACAAAUUCCGGCCAACAUAGUGGCGGACACGCCGCAGGCAGCCGUGCCCGUGGUGGGCUCGACGAUUACGCGCCAGGCGCGCCGGCUGUACGUGGGCAACAUACCGUUCGGCGUGACGGAGGAGGAGAUGAUGGAGUUCUUCAACCAGCAGAUGCACCUUUCCGGGCUGGCGCAGGCGGCCGGCAACCCGGUGCUGGCCUGUCAGAUCAAUCUGGACAAAAACUUUGCGUUCCUCGAGUUUCGCUCGAUCGACGAAACGACGCAAGCGAUGGCAUUCGACAGCAUUAACUUUAAAGGGCAAAGCUUGAAAAUUCGUCGACCGCACGAUUACCAGCCAAUGCCCGGUAUGACUGAUUCGGCCGCGGUCAACGUUCCCGAAAAAUUCUCCGGUGUUAUCAGCACAGUGGUACCGGACUCGCCGCACAAGAUCUUCAUCGGAGGUUUGCCGAACUAUCUGAACGAGGACCAGGUUAAGGAAUUGCUGCUAUCGUUCGGUCAACUGAAAGCGUUCAAUCUGGUCAAGGACGCCGCGACCGGGCUGGGUAAAGGUUAUGCCUUUGCCGAGUACGUCGAGUACACGGUUACGGAUCAGGCAAUUGCGGGGCUGAACGGUAUGCAGCUGGGCGAUAAAAAGCUGAUCGUACAACGUGCCAGUGUAGGAGCGAAGAACUCGAACGCGGCCGUCGUCGCACCGGUCCAGAUUCAGGUGCCGGGUCUUUCGCUAGUCGGUUCGUCGGGUCCACCGACCGAGGUGCUGUGCCUGCUGAACAUGGUCACGCCGGACGAGCUGAAGGACGAGGAAGAGUACGAGGACAUUCUCGAGGACAUUCGGGAGGAGUGCAACAAGUACGGUGUGGUGCGGAGCGUCGAAAUCCCGCGCCCCAUCGAAGGGGUGGACGUGCCCGGCUGUGGCAAGGUGUUUGUCGAGUUCAACUCGAUCGUCGACUGCCAGAAGGCGCAGCAAGCGCUUACUGGGCGCAAGUUUAGCGACCGUGUGGUCGUCACGUCGUACUUCGAUCCAGAUAAGUAUCAUCGGCGCGAAUUUUAAGCGACUUUCUCCACAUCAGUGCAGCUGCCGCGGGCUGCUGCUGCUGCUUAUGGCGGGCGAUCUCUGUGUGGUGCGCACAGUGACGAGCGCUGAAACUUUGAAACAUCAUAAAUCUACACAAUUCCAUUCGCUUGAAGAUUCCUGCCCGGGCGCAGCUGUCCAUAAGUCAACAUUUUGGCAUACUUUUAGUAAGAAGAGGCAAACAAUGUACAUUUUUUUCAAACGUAGUGCAAGGUACCGCCGAUCAUUCGUGAUAGCGGACACUGUGAAUGAUUUGGAUCGAAAUCUUUAAAACCGAUUUCAAACCUAUGUUUCAGCAAACUUUUUAAUUAGCCUAAUUUAACUUAACAGAACUGAUGCAACUGCACGUAUUACGUGCUCACGCUAUUUUGUCACUUGUCUAGGAAGUGAACCACUGAACAGGAUGUAUGCUUCUUUCAACAAAUUUUAACGUAACAACUGUUUGUAUUUGCAAAUCUAGUUGCGUUUCCCAACCGCAACCUCAAAAACCACAACAAAACAAAAAAAAAAACAAAAAAACUAAAAAAACUCAACGUUCGGACCAAAGUCGACAACGAUCUUUCCUAGGGUGUCAGCGCACGGAAUGUGUACAACAGCGCCGGACGAACAGCACGCGAUUUUUUUAAAGGAUCUUCACGGUGAAAUUGCGCAAUUUUCUCUAGGGUAACUUUAUCGUAGAUGUUUAAGAUAACAAAGAGAAGAGUACGACGAACGCUACGGUGUGUGGCAGUUUGUGGACAAUUUCACCCUUUCCCAACGGACGCGUCGAACCGAAGCUAUAUAUUGAAUAAAUAAAUGACCAUGCAGUACUAA